This is a messenger RNA of Penicillium maclennaniae, 1512 nucleotides long. RefSeq lists its product as uncharacterized. Gene Ontology annotation, molecular function: Delta14-sterol reductase activity. Bases 1 to 1512 code for a protein of 503 amino acids. Gene Ontology annotation, biological process: ergosterol biosynthetic process. Lineage: Eukaryota; Fungi; Ascomycota; Eurotiomycetes; Eurotiales; Aspergillaceae. The transcript has 3 exons. The record is from RefSeq and is a predicted model, not a curated record. Gene Ontology annotation, cellular component: endoplasmic reticulum membrane.
AUGACGCCCAAAUCUGCCAAGUCCGACAAGUCGAAAUCCGUGAGAUCGGUCCUUAUUCAGCCGGUCCCUGAGAAGCGCGGUUAUGAGUUCGGUGGACCACUAGGAGCUGCCGGAAUCGUCUUCGGUCUCCCCAUCCUCGUCUAUGUCUUCACCUUUGUCUGCAACGAUGUGUCGGGCUGCCCCGCGCCGGGGCUUCUGAGCCCCCCGACCCUAACCCUCGAUCAGUUGAAGAGCGAGGUGGGAUGGCCCGAGGAGGGAGUGGCAGGGCUCUUCAGUAUUGAAGCGACCCUCUGGACUCUCAGCUACUAUCUCUUCAGUCUGUUCUUGCAGGUGUUCCUCCCCGGCCAGGUGGUCGAGGGUGUCACUCUGGCAUGCGGAGGCCGACACAAGUACAAGCUCAACGCCUUCCCCUCUGCUCUCGUCAUUCUCGGCGGCUUGGCUGCGGGGACCUACAUGGACGGAGCGGAAUUCGUGGUUUGGACCUUCUUGUGGGACAACUACAUCCAGGUCAUCACCGCCAACCUCCUCAUCGCCUCGGUGAUCGCCAUAUUUGUCUACAUUCGCAGCUUCUCCGUUCCUAAAGCUGGCAAGCCGAAUCCGGAGCUGCGGGAGUUGGCGCCCGGUGGUCACACUGGCAACCCACUGUACGACUUCUUUAUCGGCCGCGAACUCAACCCCCGUAUCCGCCUACCCAUUCCUUUCGUCGAUGAAGCGUCGCGUACAAUCGAUAUCAAGUUGUUCAUGGAAUUGAGACCUGGCCUGCUGGGAUGGACCAUUCUGAACCUCUCCAAUGUGGCCCACCAGUAUCGAACCUAUGGCUACGUGACCGACUCAAUCAUUCUGGUUACCAUCUUCCAAGGAUUCUACAUCCUGGACGCAGUCUACAUGGAGCCAGCUGUCAUGACUACCAUGGACAUCAUCAUGGAUGGAUUCGGCUUCAUGCUGUCUUUCGGCGACGUAGUGUGGGUCCCCCACGUGUACAGUAUCCAGAGCCGGUAUCUCGCCGUCUUCCCUCUUCAACUGGGGUGGACUGGAAUCGCGCUCGUGCUGGGUGUCACUGCUGUUGGAUACUUCAUCUUCCGCGGUGCCAACAACCAGAAGAACCGAUUCCGCACCGACCCAAAUGAUCCCCGCGUGAAGCACAUCAAGUACAUCGAGACCGCCUCUGGCUCGAGGUUGAUGACCUCCGGAUGGUGGGGUCUAGCGCGUCACAUCAACUACCUCGGCGACUGGGUCAUGUCGUGGGCUUAUUGCUUGCCCACUGGCAUCGCGGGCUAUGCCAUGAUUGAGGGCAUCAGCCCAGUCACUGGCAGACUUGAGAAGCAGGCUGUUCAGACCCCCGAGACUCGUGGCUGGGGCAUGAUUUUCACCUACUUCUACAUGCUCUACUUUGGUGUCCUGCUAAUUCACCGCGAGAUGCGCGACGAGGAAAAGUGCAAAAAGAAGUACGGAGCUGACUGGGACCGCUACACCUCCAUGGUCCGUAGCAAGAUCAUUCCUGGUAUCUACUGA